This is a messenger RNA of Cucurbita pepo subsp. pepo (vegetable marrow), 2595 nucleotides long. The record is from RefSeq and is a predicted model, not a curated record. NCBI's taxonomy places the organism in Eukaryota, Viridiplantae, Streptophyta, Magnoliopsida, Cucurbitales, Cucurbitaceae.
AUGAUUCUUCGUAAUGGCUUCUGCCGCCCCUCCUGCUUUCUGGGGUUGCUUUUGCUGUUGCUGCUGCGCUCAGAAGGACUCCACUGUCAAAUACACCAACCAAAUAAUAAAACUACAAGAAUUGGAGCUGUCUUCGACAGUGGCUCUCAAAUUGGGAAGCAGCAGAUGGUAGCAAUGAAGAUGGGUUUGAGGCACUUUCAUUUGUCUUCUUCCUGUCAUAAGUUGGAGCUUCUUCUCCAUGAUUCUCAUCCAAACUUCACUUCUUCUGUAACCGUUUUUCCGACAGCUUUGGAUCUCAUUACCAACGGAGGAGUCAAAGCGGUAGUUAUUGGAUCAGUGAGAGCGCAGGAUUUGAUUGCCAUCUCCGACCAUGAAAUUCCUGUCGGAGUUCCCAUCCUUUCCAUUUCAGCUACACAAUUACACCCUAAAAAAAUCCCAUCUUUGAUUCAAAUGGCCAACAACAUCACCCACCGCAUGCAAUGCAUUGUUUCAAUUUUGACCCAUUUUCAAUUGCCGCCAAAAGUCACCGUCUUUUAUGAAAUCACAAAUAUUGAUCAUCCCUCUGAAUAUUCUUCCAUCUCGGCCGAUCGUCUCUUUGAUUCUUUUCGAUCGGUAAACGUAGAGAUCGAUCACCGUCUGGCCUUAUCUUCUUCCUCCAAUCAAGCUGAAAUAUUGAUUGAAAAUGAAUUGAAGAGGGCUAUGAAGAGCCAAAGGAAUGGGGUUUUUGUAGUAACACAACUUUCUCUAGAGCUGGCUGAUCUUCUAUUUACAAAAGCUAAGAAAUUGAAUAUGGUUGGAAAUGGAUAUACCUGGAUCGUCUCAGAUGAUGUUUUAGAUCUCAUUCCCUCUUUAGAUUCUUCUUCUUCUCUUUUGUACAAAAUGGAAGGUGUUAUUGGGUUUCGAACAUAUUUCAGUGACACCAAAAAGUCCUUCAAGAGCUUCGAAACCAAGUUUAAGAAGAUGUACAAUUUAGAAUAUCCAGAAGAUAAAGAGCCAAUAAAAGCAAGUAUUUUCGCCGUUCGAGCUUACGACGUGGUUCGUUCCAUCGCCAGAGCCAUGAAAACUUUGGGAGAUAAUAAUUUAAGCUCAAGUGAUCAACUAUUGGAGACAAUUCUAGAGAGCAAUUUUGAAGGGCUUAGUGGAAUGGUGAGAUUCAAGAAUGGGAUGUUAAUAUCUCAAUCACCAAAUUUUGAAAUCAUUAAAGUGGUGGAUCAAAGUUACAAGCCAGUUGCUUUUUGGACACCCAAAUCAGGUUUUGCUGAGAGCUUCGUGGAAAAUAAUAAAAAAUCAGCUCUUAGAUCCAACAAUAUGGGAAAUAUGGUGGGUGUAAGACAUUUAUCAGAAAGCUUUACCAGAGAAGAUGGUGAUGGAGAAAAACAAUUGACAUUUGCUGUUCCAGGGCAAGGAGCGUGUCAAGAAUUCGUAAACGUGCACAGGUUUGAGAAUGGAACCGAACAUUUCAGUGGAUUUUCCAUUGCCGUGUUUAAUGAGAUUAUGAACAACAUUAAAAAUAUGCCGUCCUACAAGUUUGCUCGUUUCAACCACUCAUAUAAUGACAUGAUAGAUGCGGUGUACAUGAAGGAAUACGAUGGAGCAGUGGGGGACAUAACAAUACUGGCAAAGCGAUUUCAACAAGUGGAUUUCACGGUGGCAUAUUUAAAGACGGACAUUGUGAUGGUGGUAAGGGAGAAGCAUGAGAGGUGGAGAAAGUUGUGGGCUUUCAUGGAUGCUUUUAAGCCUCAAGUGUGGGUGUUAAUACCCACAAUGCAUCUUUUCAUUUCCUCCCUUAUUUGGUUAAUUGAACGUGAGAAUAACGAGGAGUUGAAGGGUUUUGGAAACAUGCUGUGGUUUUCUGUUUCCCUCAUCUUUUACAUGCAAAGAGAGCCCGUCAAAAAUGUGUUGGCUCGGUUGGUGCUGGGGCCGUGGUUGUUUGCGAUUUUCGUGGUCACGGCGAGUUUCUCAGCGAGCUUGACGUCGAUGUUGACGAUCUCUUGGUCUCAACCGUCGGUGACCACUGUUGAAAUGUUGAAGGAGAUGAAUGCCACGGUUGGGUGCAAUGCGGAGUCUUUCAUAUGCAAUUAUCUCAAGGAUACCCUCCAAUUUGAAUCAUCAAAUAUUAAGAGGAUGGAGUCCUUAGAUAAUUACCCAAAGGCAUUUGAGGAUGAUAGCAUUAAGGCUGCUUUCUUCAUAAGCCCCCAUGCAGAUGUUUUCCUCCUAAAAAAUUGCAAACGCUACACCAAAGGCGUUUCCUCUUUCAAGCUCGGCGGGAUCGGGUUUGCAUUUCCAAAGGGGUCAGAUCUUGCUGCCAAGGUUUCUAAAUCCAUCGCCGAAUUAACCCUACAAAACAAUAUCUCACAAAUGGAAAAAACCCUACUCAACUCUUUCAAUUGCCCUUCAGCUAACGAAGGAAAUAGGGUGGGCUUAGGACCUCGACCUUUCCUAGGCCUAUUCUUUGUUUGUGGCUCUAUUGCUUUGUUCGUUUUGUUAUAUAUUGGCCUACAAUUCAUGAUACCCAAACUGGGGCUGGAUUCAAAACUCCAUUGGACCCCACAAGACCGUACCUUAGACCAGGCCUACACCCAAGAACAGUUGUAG